AUGGUAGCGGCUAACCUCCUUGUUGAUUAUGCUGGUAUUGUUUUGUACAAUCAAGUAAGUUUCCCUUCACUUCCAAUAUGGUGGACAUCUUCAAUUGCAGGAGCCAUCGUAGAAAAGUUUGCUGUGGAGGGCUCUUGGACUUGUGAGACGAUGGAAUCAGGCGCUUCAUACAAGUUUGAUGUGGAUAUUCCAUUUCACUUUUUGCUGCGGGGAUAUGUAAUGUAUCUGAAUUCUGAACACUCCAUGAGGGAAAAUCCAAACUGGAUUUCUCCAGAGGACUUAGUUUAUUUGUCGAAUUUGAAGUGCUUGAGAGUGUUGUCAUUUCGAAGUUUUCCAAAUCUUGAUGCAUUGCCUGAUUCGAUAGGUGAACUGAUCCAUUUGCGUUAUUUGGAUCUCUCUUACACAAAUAUAACAUCAUUACCAGAGUCAUUAUGUAAUCUUUAUAGUCUACAAACAUUGAAUUUGUACUCUUGUGUGCAACUAACCAGGCUUCCCAAUGACAUGCAAAAUCUUGUAAAUUUGCGCCAUCUUGAUAUUAGUAACUGUAAUAUGUUAGAAGAGAUGCCUAGAGAAAUGAGCAAAUUAAAAAUUUUGCAAAACUUGAGUCUCUUUCUUGUGGGGAAGCAUGGAGAGAAAGGGAUAAAGGAACUAGGAACACUUUCAAACCUUCAGGGAUCACUUUCCAUUGCAAAAUUAGAGAAUGUUAUCAACACUGAAAUAUCAGAGACAAAGAUAAUGGAUAAAAAGUGCCUUGAGGAAUUAUGGUUGUCAUGGUCUGAAGAUGCAAAGGACCAUUUUCCGAAUUCACAAAGUGAGAUGAAUAUACUUUGCAAGUUACAACCUACCAAGAACCUGAAAAGACUAGAUGUAUAUGGAUAUAGGGGCACGAGAUUUCCAGAAUGGGUUGGAGAUCCUUCCUACCACAAUUUGACUGAGUUAUAUGUGAUUGGUUGUCGAUAUUGUUGUAUUCUUCCGCCACUUGGACAGUUACACUCUCUCAAGAAAUUGACAAUAAGAAGAAUGAGUAUGCCGGAGACUAUUGGACAUGAAUAUGGUGAUUCCUUUACUGGAACCCUCUUUCCCUCCCUUGAAUGUUUGGAGUUUCAUCACAUGCCAUGUUGGGAAAUGUGGCACCAUUCCCAUCAUUCGGAUGAUUCUUUUCCUGGAGAUUUGCCACCUCAUUUUCGUAUGUUGGAAGCAAUUCAAAUUAAACGAUGCAACCAGCUUGGCUCUUCUCUCCCAAAGACGUUUUCCAUCCGCAAGUUACACAUAUUUGAAAGCAAUAAAGUAGCCUUGCAUGAACUUCCCCUUUCAUUGGAAGAAUUAAGAAUUCAAGGAAGAGAGGUGACAGAGUCAGUCUUUGAAGCCAUUGCCAUCACCCCACGGGCAUCUCUUCAAAUUUUGGAUAUCAGGGAUUGUUCGUCAGCGAUAUCAUUUCAGGGAGAUUGUUUAAUCACAUCCUUAAAGUUUUUGUACAUAACAGAUUGUAAAAAUCUAAAUUUUCCAAAGCAAAACCAUCAGCUUGAGUCACUUCAGUAUUUGACAAUAACUAGAAGUUGUGAUUCUCUCACAACCCUCCCACUAGAUAUCCUGCCGAACCUCAAUAAUCUCCAUAUCUAUAAAUGUGAAAACAUAGGAUGUCUUUCUACUUCAAAGAUUCUUCCAAAUCUCAGUUAUAUUGGCAUUAGUAACUGUCCCAGAUUUGUAUCAUUCCCAGAAGAAGGAUUGUCUGCACCAAACUUGAAAAUAUUGUAUAUCACCAAUUGCACUAAUCUAAAAUCAUUGCCUUGUCACAUAAAUACUCUUCUCCCAAAGUUAGAAGUGAUGACUAUAGAUGAAUGCCGAGAAAUGGAGACGAUUCCUGAUGGUGGUAUGCCGUGUAGCUUGAGAUCACUCUGCAUUGGGAAUUGCGAGAAAUUAUUAAGGAAUCCAUCUCUAACUUUGUUUGACAUGCUUUCCCAUCUUUCAAUUAGUGAUCUAUCUGAUGGUGUUGAUUACUUCCCUAGGAAGGAUUUUGCGUUGCUUCCUCCCUCCCUGACCUCCCUAGAGCUAUGGAAAAUGUCAAGUUUGCACACGUUGGAAUGCACGGAGCUUCUCCACCUAACAUCCCUCCAACAGUUAACAAUUGGAGACUGUCCCAAGCUGGAGAAUGUGGCAGGAGAAAGGAUGCCUGCUUCUUUAAUAAAUCUUCAAAUCUUUAGAUGUCCUUUGUUGGAAGAACAGUUCCGCAGGAAACACCCAAACAUUUGGCCCAAAAUUUCCCACAUCAAAGUUAUUCAGGUUAGCUACAAAUGGAUUUAGCAAGCUUGAAACUUGAAUUU
Messenger RNA from Trifolium pratense (red clover), 2321 nucleotides. RefSeq names its product putative disease resistance protein At3g14460. The transcript has 6 exons. NCBI's taxonomy places the organism in Eukaryota, Viridiplantae, Streptophyta, Magnoliopsida, Fabales, Fabaceae. The coding region runs from base 1 to 2301 and encodes 766 amino acids. The record is from RefSeq and is a predicted model, not a curated record. Gene Ontology annotation, molecular function: protein binding.